ACUGGAUUAUCGCUGCUGCGUGUGUUGGUAACUUUGGACCGUUGUUUGGAAUGUUGCUCGGAUCUAUAGAAAGAGGACUCAUUUUCCCAGCAUGCUCGAGCGUCGGGUGUGAGUGACGUCACCGGCUGGACGCUCGGGCCUGUCAAUCAGAAGCUCGGUUGGAAUUUUCGCGCGGAACAAAAAAGCAGAGAAGGAAGAGCUCGCGCAGAUGUGGCCUAUGACAAAAUAGGAUCUAACACAUACUGUAUUGCAUACAAACCUUCGCAAUGCAGAGCACGAUAAGAUCAUUCUUCCAGCCAGUAGCCCGAGCAAAUCCUGGAAAAGAGAUAGAAGAAAAUAACCAUCUAGAAGAAGAGCCCACCCCCAAAAAGAAAUCAGUAAAUUCUGAACAGACAGUAAAUGGUACAGCACUGUGUGCAGAUUUCUCAAGGAAUCCAGCAGCCAAAAAAGGUGAAGAUGAAGAAAAUUCUAGGAAAACAGAAGAAAAGGAUACACAAGCUGAUGAAAGCAAACUGGAAUCUGUCUGUGUUCCUGAACAGAAUAAUCCUGCAGAGAGCAUCUCCCCAAGCACUAGCCCAGCUCCCUCUAAUUCACUCUCACCUUCUAGCAUUCCACGACGCAAAACUGCCCGCAAGCAGGUCCCUAAACGUAAAGCACAGGAAGAAGUCAACAGUUAUAAUAAUUCUGAGGAAGCUCUUAGUGCCAAAAGGCAGAAAGGAGAUGAUGAUGGAGAUGGUCCAAAUGGAGAGCUGGAUGAGAGACCCAUGGAAGUGGAAGAAGAGAAAGUCAAAGAUGAGAGUUCAAAACAGAUAAAGCAUGAAGCAGAGACAGAAGCAGAGGAAGAGAAAAUGCUGACAUCCAAGCCAUCCAACAAGCCCAUCUCUAGCUUUUUUGCCCCCAGGAAAGCCUCUGUGAAAGCAGACAAAAAUCAGCCACCUGGGUUGGAAGAAAAUGUGCCUCCAGCAAAGAGUCACAGCGAAGUCAGUAACCACGAAUUAAAUAGCUUGGCUGGAGAUUCUCUGAAGCCUUCACUCACACUUGAGCCUUCAGAGUACAACCCAGCAAAGAACAACUAUCAUCCUGUCCACGAUGCUUGUUGGGGUCCUGGUCAGAGGGUACCAUACUUGGCUGUGGCUCGUACCUUUGAGUGGAUUGAACAAGAGUCUGCCCGGUUGAAAAUUAUAGAGACACUGAGCAAUCUGUUUCGCUCUGUGAUUGCCCUGUCUCCAGAAGACCUGCUGCCCUGUGUCUAUCUUUGUCUAAAUCGGCUAGGUCCAGCAUACGAGGGGCUAGAACUGGGAAUUGGCAAAACCAUUCUCAUGAAAGCUUUGGCUCAGGCCACAGGUCGACAGCUGGAUCAGAUCAAGGCAGAGGCAGCUGAGAAAGGAGAUCUAGGAUUAGUUGCUGAAAGCAGCCGCACCACACAAGGCACCAUGUUUGCCCCACCGAAGCUUGGUGCUGCUGCAGUCUUUGGCAAACUGCAAGCAAUUGGGCGCAUGAUGGGGAGCUCUUCCAUGAACAAGAAAAUUGACAUUAUCAAGUCCUUGUUUGUUGCCUGUCGCCAUUCAGAGGCUCGUUACAUUGCUCGAUCACUAGAAGGGAAGCUGCGGAUUGGGUUAGCAGAACAAUCUGUUCUGUCAGCUUUGGCCCAGGCAGCAUCACUCACUCCUCCAGGACAAAAAUUCCCCCCAGAAGUUCUGGAUGCUGCAAAGGGCAAAUCUGCAGAGACCCGCAAAGCCUGGCUAGAUGAGAGAGCUUUGAUUGUUAAGCAAGCCUUCUGUGAGCUGCCAAAUUAUGACACCAUUGUACCUGUCCUCUUAGAGCAUGGCGUGGAGAGCUUGCCUCAGCACUGCAAAAUCACACCAGGAAUCCCCCUGAAGCCCAUGCUGGCUCACCCAACCAAAGGAAUUGGAGAGGUAUUAAAGCGUUUUGAGGAGGCAGCUUUUACUUGUGAAUAUAAGUAUGAUGGGGAGCGAGCACAGAUCCACAUUCUGGAGAACGGAGAAGUACAUAUCUACAGCCGGAACCAAGAGAACAACACAACCAAAUAUCCUGACAUUGUCAGCCGUAUCCCCAAGGUUAAAAAGAGUUCUGUACAGUCAUGCAUCUUGGAUGCUGAGGCUGUGGCCUGGGAUCCUGAUUCUAAACAGAUCCAGCCAUUCCAGGUGUUGACUACCCGGAAGCGUAAGGAUGUGGAUGCUGAAGAUAUCCGAGUGCAGGUUUGCGUGUAUGCAUUUGACAUGCUCUACCUCAAUGGGCAGUCUUUGGUCCGGGAACCCCUAUCCCAGCGCCGAGCCCUACUGCGUGAUUCCUUCACUGAGGUUGAAGGUCAGUUCCUCUUUGCAACCUCCAUGGAUACUAGUAAUACAGAUGAGAUUGCUGAAUUCCUGGAACGCUCCAUCAAAGACUCUUGUGAGGGGCUAAUGGUGAAAACACUAGAAGUGGAUGCCACAUAUGAAAUUGCAAAGAGAUCCCACAACUGGUUGAAGCUGAAAAAAGAUUAUCUGGAAGGUGUGGGGGACACUCUGGACCUGGUUGUGAUUGGUGCCUACUUGGGCAAGGGCAAACGUGCAGGCACAUAUGGCGGUUUCCUUCUGGCUUGUUACGAUGAGGAAAGUGAAGAGUUCCAGAGCAUCUGCAAGAUCGGCACUGGUUUUACAGAUGAGGACCUCGAGAAACUCCAUACCUCUCUCAAGGACCAUGUGAUUCCACAGCCACGGCCAUACUACCGCUGGGGUGGGACAGCAGAUCCUGACCACUGGCUGGAGUCCCAGCAUGUCUGGGAAGUGAAAUGUGCAGACCUAUCCAUUUCUCCUGUCCACAGAGCAGCAACUGGAUUGGUGGAUGAAGAAAAGGGCAUCUCUCUACGCUUCCCCAGAUUCCUACGCAUCCGAGAGGAUAAGAAACCAGAGGAAGCUACUACCAGUGCUCAGGUGGCUGAGAUGUACAGGAAACAGCAACAGAUCCAGAAUCAGCAGUCAGUGGAAAAAGGAGAUGAUGACUUUUACUAAUCAUCCUUCUUAAAGUCUUGCUGGCUUCUUGGCCUCCUAAAGACAAUAUUAUAAACCACUCCACCCACUUUCUAGUGGUCAGGGAAAGGGUGUGUGUGCUGAAUCUAGAUUCUACUUUUCAUUCCUGGGCUUGUUAAUGAUGCCAUGCAGCUUGCAAUUGGGCAAACAAAGGGAAAAGUCGGUGGCGGUGUAUUAAUAAACCUUGGUAUUUUGUGUUA
Sceloporus undulatus (fence lizard) is the source of this 3229-nucleotide messenger RNA. RefSeq names its product DNA ligase 1 (gene LIG1). The coding region runs from base 267 to 3011 and encodes 914 amino acids. Lineage: Eukaryota; Metazoa; Chordata; Lepidosauria; Squamata; Phrynosomatidae. The record is from RefSeq and is a predicted model, not a curated record. Gene Ontology annotation, cellular component: mitochondrion; nucleus. Gene Ontology annotation, biological process: DNA biosynthetic process; DNA repair; lagging strand elongation. The transcript is spliced from 27 exons. Gene Ontology annotation, molecular function: ATP binding; DNA ligase (ATP) activity; DNA binding.